AAUGCAAUUGAUUCCCGUUAAUUAUACAAAGAGCUCACAGACCUCACACUCUGUCGCGAAUGCUUAACUAUGCAAGAAUAGCGAGGAGUUGAUAAAGAUCCAGGCGACCCAUUUCCGUUCCCGUACUUGUGUCCGUAACCGUCCUCCCUCAACCGACAUAAAUACAAUCAGUAGCCGCGGUCGUGUCGGUCGACCGUGGCGCAUGACAGAGUAAAGUUGAGAGCAGCCACAUCUCACACUCACAGCAUCCGUCUUAAGAGUCAUACAAACAGGGAAACAAAAUACAGAAACACAAGAAGCAAGGCAGUCGUAGGUUGCGUAGGAAUCUCAGCCAACCCAAUCCACAACAAGCAACGAUUCAAUUCACACUCCUCGUACACUCGUAGCCCACAUACACACAAAAAGGCACCAAAACCCACAAAGAAUCUGUGUGUUUUAGGCUGUCAAGGCUAAUGUCCGACUUGGUGGCUCGCACCGGCCGCCACCAGCAGCGCUACGAGGCCGGCCACCGCCUCGUCGCCGGGUGUAUUCCUUUCAAAUAUAGAAAUACUGGAGAAAAUAGUGAUGGCGCAUGUGAGAAGGUUGUUGAGGUACUAAUGAUCAGCACAACAAGGGGACCUGGGCUUGUGUUUCCAAAGGGUGGAUGGGAAAAUGAUGAAACCGUUCAGGAAGCAGCAAUACGUGAAGCUGUGGAAGAGGCUGGAGUACAAGGGGAUAUAAUGGAUUGUUUGGGGCACUAUUUUUUUAAGAGCAAGACCCUGCAAGAUGAACUUAGUCCCGAGGGAUUGAGCAAAGCUGCCAUGUUUCCUUUGCUUGUGAAGGAAGAGCUCGAGUUUUGGCCAGAACAAAACAAUCGUCGGCGAAGUUGGCAUUCCAUCCCUGAAGCUACAGAACUUUGCCGGCAUCAAUGGAUGAAAGCGGCCCUUGAUGAAGGCUUCUCAAGGUGGUUUGCGGAACAGAUGAUCAGCAAUCAAAAGAAAGAGAACCACUUAAUUUCACCUGAUUCAUCUGCAGACCAGGAAUAAUUACCUGACUGGAGCUGAUUUCAGCGCAUAAUUAGCCAAGAUUUGAACUAAUUAGCCAAGAUGGUUCUAUCAAACGCUAUAAAGCUCACUUGGCAGCAUAGGAAAAAUCCAAGAGUGACGACUAUAAUCAUCCGAAAAUAAGAUAUAAUAACGAAAACCGGAGGUUGACGAAAUAGACGACUUCCAGACAUCGGAAUGAAUUAAAUAAAACGGAAACAGAGCAAUAAUUUUAUUUGAAUGAAAACAAAGUUUGUGAGA
This is a messenger RNA of Pyrus x bretschneideri (Chinese white pear), 1283 nucleotides long. Its product is annotated as nudix hydrolase 16, mitochondrial. The transcript has 4 exons. Gene Ontology annotation, molecular function: pyrophosphatase activity. NCBI's taxonomy places the organism in Eukaryota, Viridiplantae, Streptophyta, Magnoliopsida, Rosales, Rosaceae. Bases 453 to 1025 code for a protein of 190 amino acids. Gene Ontology annotation, cellular component: nucleus; cytoplasm. The record is from RefSeq and is a predicted model, not a curated record.